UUUUAUACUAGAAAGAUAAGUAGUUCUACACCUAAGAAGACCUCUACAAAAGAAAGAACUAGUUCUUGGAUUAGCAUCCAAGAGAGGAAUCGACCACUCCAUUAAAAGUUUUAGUUUUUAUUUUAUUUUAUUUUUUUGUUUUGUUUAGUUUUAUGUGUUUUGGGAGCCAAAGAGCCCACUCGAUUGAAGUUGCUCGUUUCUUUGGUUUGGAGAUCAUGGAAGAAGGUGGAUCAGUGGUGUCAGCCUUCCUUUUAGGAUUAUGUGAGAGGUUACAAGCCACUGUUGCAACAAGUGAGCUUCCAACUACCAUCAAGCAGGAACUCCAGAGAUUGUUAAAGGGUUUGCUAGCAAUUCAACGCUCCGUACUUGAAGCUGCUGAGGAGAAACCAUACAAAAAAAGCAAGGCAGUUGGAUCUUGGCUCUGUGAGCUCAAAGAUGUUGCUCUUGAUGCUGAUCACUGCCUUGAUUUAUUGUCUCUCAAUGAUGUGAAUGCAAGCAUGGAAGUUCUAGUCCAUCGUCAUCGAUGUCACAUUCUCUGUUGUGCUGGUCUAUCCAGCUCCGAUAAUCCUACUCAACAACUGCAACUCAUGAUCAAAGAUAUUCAGAGAAGAAUACCAAGAUUGGUGAAGAAACAACCUCACCAUCUCUGUCACCAACCAAAAAUCAAAGUUGGAAACACAAGACAUGCAAUGGCGGAAGCAGUAGCAGUGUUUGGAAGGGAUGAGGAUAAAGAGAUGCUGAUGCAACUUUUCGAUGACAGAAGAAUCUUCUCUCAUUUCCAUUGUUGGCAGAGGAGGUGUCGGUAAGACGACCCUUGCCCAUGUUGUUUAUUAUGAUCAGAAUGUUGCUAGUCAUUUUAAGCUUAGAAUGUGGGUUACUGCAUCUGAAAUCUAUGAUACGGAGAGGCUUUUGAAGUCCAUAGGAGUGUCUGCAGCUGGGUUUCCUUUGCGUGACAACCUUGAAAUGGAUCAAAUACUUGAUAUAUUGAAGGGUAGAUUAGCAGAAAACAGAUUCUUGCUUGUUCUUGAUGAUGUUCGCAAUGAAAAACUUGACUGGGAGGAGCUGUGCAAGAACUUGGAGUAUGGACUGAGUGGCAACAAGGUUAUCAUAACCACACAAAUAGAAGAGUUUGUGAGCAAGAAGAGAUUGCCAUCAUUCCUACAUCAUUUGAAGGGCCUGUCAUCUGAAGACUCUUGGUCUUUUUUUAGAGAAUCUUCAUGUCUUAAUCAGCUGUCAUCCAUUGAGAAUGUAGCAGAGUUGGAAGAAGUUGGCAUGGAGAUUGUGACCAAGUUGGAUGGGUUGCCACUUGCAAUUAGGAUGGUAGGAUGUCUACUGCACUCAAACAUUGAGCUUGAUGAAUGGAAGAUGAUCUUAAAUGCUGAUGUUUGGAAGUCUAACCCCAAUGAAUUAUUAUUGUAUGGUAUUCCUGCUGCCUUGUGGUUAAGUUAUCAGUAUCUGCCACCGCACAUCAAGCAAUGCCUCGCAUACUGCUCUGUGUUCCCUAGAGAUCAUAAGUUCGACAAGGAAAGCUUAGUCCAAAUGUGGGUGGCUCAGGGCCUUAUUCAAGCUGUCCAAGGGACAAGAAUGGAGGAUUUAGGAAGUGAGUAUUUUGACUAUCUGUUGCAGAUGUCCUUUUUGCAGAGAUUGAGUUCUGGAGAUAAAUCUGAUAUGUAUGAGCUGAUAUUUUAUUCAAGAACUGAAUUCAGUGUUGAUUAUGCUCAACCGAAGCCCUUGCACAGCUCUGAAGACAAGUACAUUAUGCAUAGCUCGAUUUAUGACUUAGCUGUGUUCAUUACUUUGAAUGAAUCCCUUUGCCUAUCAUCAGCCACGAUGCCCUGCAAUAGUAAUAAGAAAAAAAGAAGAACAAGAACAAGAACAAGAAGAAGGUGCGGCUUAACAAUACAGGCUGACAACCUGGACAUGGCUGAAAUUUCUGAUUCAAGCAUGCUGGAUAAUGUACGCACACUUCUUUUUUAUCGCACAACAAUAAGUUCUAAUUUUGAUUAUGAUGUUUUGUUCUCAAAGUUGAAAUGCAUCAGAGUGUUAUGUUUGAGUGACACAAGUUUAGAAGAUUUGCACAAAUCAAUUGGCAAUUUGAAACUACUCAGAUAUCUUGACCUUUCGAAGACAUCUGUUGCUGCAGUACCAGAAGAGCUGUGUAGCCUGUCCAAUUUGCAGACUUUGAAGCUGAGUGACGAACCUCCUUCUCUUCAAGAGAUGCCCCGUUGCAUAUCAAAUUUGAUCAACUUAAGGCACCUGAAAGCAGACAACUGUGGAGAGAUAUAUAAGCUCGGAAAGCUCACAUCCCUACAGGAGUUGAAGGAGUUCAUAGUCUCAAAUGAAGAUGGACACAAGAUAGAAGAGCUAAAGUACCUGACACAACUCCAUGGGGAACUUUGCAUUUCUCAACUUAAGAAUGUGCAUAGCGAGGAAGAAGCCAAGGAAGCCAAAUUGAGUGAGAAAGAGCAUCUCAUGAAGUUGGAGUUAAACUGGUCUUUGGAUUACUUUUCAUGGGAUGGACAUCCUGGACAUCCUAUAGAAUCAAAUGAUGCAGUCAUUGAAGGUCUUAAACCCCAUAUAAAUCUCAAAGAGCUCACUAUAAGGAGCAAUGGUGGAACUAAGCUUCCAACCUGGUUGAAAGAUGGAUCACUCUCAAACCUAGAAACUUUAGAGAUAUUUGAGUGUCGAAAUUGGGAACUUUUACUUAUUGGGCAGCUAAAGAUCUUAAAGACAUUUCGAGUUGAGGGAUUGCCUGUACUUCGGCAUGUCGGUCUAAAGAAUGAAGAUGAUGAUGCCCAACUGUUUCCUUGUCUUCAAAUACUAGACAUGAGUAGAUGCUCUAGCUUGAUUGGAAUAAUCCCACUCCCUCUAACACUCGAAGCAAUAAGGUUGAAUAUGGUGGGGCUGUUUACUCUUCCCAUUUUGCAGCAAAUCAAAAGUUCGACAUCUUAUUCAUCACUUGCAUCACUGCACAUCUCUUCUUGUGAAAGAUUGACCACACUGCAAGCGGGACUACUAGAACAUCAAUCACAGUGCUACUUGCAAGCUCUUCAUAACUUAGUUAUUCAAGACUGUGAUGAGCUUGUUUAUUUGCCAGAACAUGGUUUCUCUGCUCUUAUGUCAUUGAAGACCUUGCGCAUUGGAAAUUGCCCAAAACUCAGAUACAAGCCAAGUAAAAAUGACAGUGCUACUCUUCCUUCAUCUCUCAUUGAUUUCAAAGUCAUUAAAUCGGCAGCUCUGAUCAAUGAUUUAUUCUUCAUGAGUAUGACAAACCUUCAUUCUCUAACAUCGAUGGUGAUCAAAGGCAUGCCAGACAGAGAGGAAGAUCAACUUCCCAAACACCCUGUAUUGACAUCACUCCCCUGGGAACUGCUGCAACACUUGAAGUCACUAAAGCAGUUAGAAAUUGUGGACUGUGAAUGGUUAGUAAAUCUUGGACUUCAAGCUCUUGUGUCGCUCAAAUCUUUGAAGAUCACUGGCUGCCUGAAUUUGAUUGCAUGUUCAUCAUCCUCUGAUAGUGCUCCAAUGGUUCUUGAAUUUUUGGAGAUUGACAACAGCUCACUGAAGAUGAUGAGCUUAGAGCUGCUAAGCAGGCUCACCUCACUGCAUGAACUGAAAUUCAUGAAUUGCGAAGAUCUAGUAAUGUUUCCGAAAGAGAUGGAGUGUUUAAAUUGCCUCACUUCCCUCAAGCGGCUGUAUAUUCAUAACUGCGAUGAGCUUCUGUCUCUGCCUCAUGACCUUGCACUCAUUCCUUCACUUGAGGAGUUAUUUAUAACUGAAUGCAGUAGUAUUCAGUCCAUGCCGGAUAUGGGUCUGCCGGCCUCCCUGAUGAUACUGGUUAUCAAAGAUUGCCGCCGUUUGAAGCAGAGAUGCAAAAAGGAAGGUGAAGAUUGGCCCAAGAUCUCUCAUAUCUUCUACAUUGAAGUUGAUGGACGGAAUGUUAAGGAUGAGACAUUAUCUGAGACAGCUUCCGCUGAUGAGUACCUUUCUGAAUCUGCUCUAUUAGAUUGGGAUGCCAGUUUCUAAUUGUAAACUACACUUGUUAAAUGUUCAAACUAUGAUUUCACUUUAAGUAAAAAAAUAAAGAAAAGCAUGAUCAGAGUGUUAUACUAAGGCCUGCAUUGGUUCUAAGCUUUCACUUUUGUUUUUUUUUUUUUCAUUGGUAUGUCUUUUUUUUUUGUUCUUAGAUUGAUUUGG
This is a messenger RNA of Dioscorea cayenensis subsp. rotundata (Guinea yam), 4197 nucleotides long. Its product is annotated as putative disease resistance protein RGA3. Lineage: Eukaryota; Viridiplantae; Streptophyta; Magnoliopsida; Dioscoreales; Dioscoreaceae. The record is from RefSeq and is a predicted model, not a curated record. Gene Ontology annotation, molecular function: ADP binding. Gene Ontology annotation, biological process: defense response to other organism.